Molecule: messenger RNA, 3443 nt
Organism: Achroia grisella
Lineage: Eukaryota; Metazoa; Arthropoda; Insecta; Lepidoptera; Pyralidae
Product: protein bric-a-brac 1-like
Exons: 8
Coding region: 653-2335 (560 amino acids)
Biological process (GO): regulation of transcription by RNA polymerase II
Cellular component (GO): nucleus
Molecular function (GO): protein binding; DNA binding
Source: RefSeq, a predicted model, not a curated record
AAAGAGAGCGUGAUUUUACAAACUAAAUACCUGAAUAAGGAAGUAUCCCCAAGAAAACCUCCCUUAUUUUUCAAGCGAUUGCAAGGAAUGCAGAGCUCCAACAAGGCGAUAGCGGAGGGGCGCGCGGGGGCGCUGGGUGUCCGGACGCGUCGUUGCCCGGGGUCGCCGUGGCGCGCCGCGGCGCCACUGUCGCCCGUUCGCCGACGCUCGACCCGUUAUUCGAGUAUCGAAACCUGCGCCGACGCCGGAAUCACACAAGUCCUGCGCAACAAUAUUUACAAACAGUGCAUAGUGAUAUAGUGACAUAGUUUACCGCAUCACAGCAAUCCAAAUUCCAAUAAACUAAAUAACAAGUGAGUUUGGCAGAUAAAAGUCAUUCGAUUAAAGACACGGGUUCAUCGACUCCAAAGUCGAGUAGCAGAGUUGCAGUAGCAAGGGUCUACGAGCGUCGGGUCUACGGGGAGCGUCGUCGGCGGCGUUGCGGAGGCGGCAGACAUCGAGGCGGCGUCAGCAGCAGAUCCACAUCUUCGGGAGCCAACCGCGACUGGACGCGGCUACGUUAUCUCUGCUACCCUAAUCUUCGCUAUCUCAUCUCUGUUACUCGUGCGUUCUGGAGCUUUUUGUUACAUGCGAGCCCGCUGUCGCUAGAGCGAUGCCGGCCGAGGAAGAACCCGCGGCGAUGGAGAGCCGGGACUUGGACGGUUCGCCCCAGCAAUUCUGUCUGAGAUGGAACAACUAUCAGAGCAACCUCGCGAACUGCUUCGACCAGCUGCUGCAGACAGAGUCGUUCGUCGAUGUGACCCUCGCGUGCGACGGUCAGAGUCUGAAGGCGCACAAGGUGGUGCUGUCGGCUUGCAGCCCUUACUUCCAAUCGCUGUUCAUGGACAAUCCGUGCCGGCACCCGAUCAUUAUCAUGCGGGACAUUAAGUACUGCGACCUGAAGGCGGUGGUGGACUUCAUGUACCGCGGGGAGAUCAACGUGUCGCAAGAUCAGAUCACGGCGCUGCUGAAAGUGGCCGAAACGCUGAAGAUCCGCGGGCUGACGGAUGUGAGCGGAGAGCACGCUGUGCUACGGCCUGGAGGUGGCGUGGAGCCCCGGGUGCCCAAGAGGCCCGUUAGCUGUGACACUGAUACACCGGCGAAGGCCCGCCGUUGCGCGUCCUCUGAGCACGAUCGCAGCCCUCGAGGCUCGCCGGGCACGCCGGCCGCCGGCUCCGACUUACCGCAGGCCGCCGCCGCCCCCGGGGACCCGGCCGCCCAUGGUGGACCCUCGCUGGCCGCGCUGCACGCCGAGGACGUCGACAUCCGCCCCGGCAUCGCCGAGAUGAUCCGCGAGGAGGAAAGGGCUAAACUACUGGAGAAUUCCCACGCUUGGCUUGGUGCGUCUACAUCAUCUAUUGCAGCAGACAGCUACCAAUACCAACUUCAGUCGAUGUGGCAGAAGUGCUGGAAUACCAACCAAAGCCUGGUGCACAACCUUCGCUUCCGCGAGCGUGGGCCCCUCAAGUCCUGGCGCCCAGAGACCAUGGCCGAAGCCAUCUUCUCCGUGCUGAAAGAAGGGCUGUCGUUGUCCCAGGCAGCGAGGAAGUACGAUAUACCAUACCCGACCUUCGUACUUUAUGCGAAUAGAGUCCACAACAUGCUGGGCCCGAGUGCUGAUGGGGGAGCAGAUUUGAGGCCUAAAGGCCGUGGCCGCCCGCAGCGCAUCCUGCUGGGCGUGUGGCCCGACGAGCACAUCCGCGGGGUCAUAAGGGCUGUUGUGUUCCGCGACACUCACGCGCCCCACGCUGGCCACCACAUCAAGGAAGAGGUCCUGCCCGUCUAUCCCGCUAUCACGGAUGGCAUGGCUGUGCAAAACGCCUACGGCGCCGUAGCUUGCGGCAACGGUCGCGAGGGUGGCGUGUCGCCGAACGCGGCGGCUGCGGCUGCAGUCGCCGCCGUGGCCCACGGGCUGCGUCGGCAGAUGUGCAACAUGGUGGUCGCCGCUCAGAGGCCCCCCGACCACCCGCCGCACUUAGGCCUGCCGCCGCUGCCGCUGCAGUCGCCGCGGCUGCCGUCGCCGCUCUCUGCCGGCCUGGAGUCCCCACUGUGCUCCCCGCCACCACCUGGCCACGCUCUCGAACCCCCCAAACCUGCCGAUCCGUUCCGCCCGUUCGCCUCGCCUCGACCCGACAGUCGCUAUGGAGAACGUGAUGUCGUCGCUGAAAUUACUGAUAUGGGCCCGCCCAAGACUCCAAUCCCGAUCGCUAAGAAUGGCAAGGAACUGCCUAGCCCGGUGCCAGUGCCGGUGAAGAUGGAGGCCCCGCCGGCGGAGACGCGCGCUGAGAACAUCUGAAGCGAGGCCGCGGGCGCGGCACCGGCGCACGCGCAUGUUGGCGCGCCGCCACCGCCGCUGCCCGCAUACCCCUACUUCGUGCCCAGCCGUAACUCCAUCAGCUACUUCUAAACGUAGCGAGCCGGCCGGCCAGCAGUCUGUAUACGAGCACAUUCCACGGCCGCGCACAGACGGCCCACACACGGCCCACGACACUGUCACACGAGUAGGCGAGGCGACACGCGUAUUUAAUCAUUUGAUUCGUUUCGGCAUUAUUUCACAUUCAUAUUUAAUUAUUAUUUAAAGUGGACUCGCUGUGCAAUAUAAUGCUUGUUGUUUAGUUAUGAAUUUUGUAUUAUUAUUAUGAAAGAUUAUUUUUAGUUUAAUUAUUAUUUUUUGUAUACUAUUGUCGUUUAUGUAAUGUGUUCCAGUGACAUGUUUAAUUAUUUUUGUUAAUAUUAGCAAAGUGAUAGGUGUGCGGGGCGGCGAGUGUGCGGCGAAUACUCCAAAAGUUCCACGCGCGACGUCGCGCGGCGCCGCGUGUCGACGCAAGACGUCGUGCGCGCCCGCACUCGGCGCCCCUUCCCAUACACCUACUCACAAGUAGAAUGUCUGACAUAAAUGUAAGCUUAACUAAUAAACGUUACGAUUUAGAUCCAUCUGUGAACGUAGGGAGAUCAAAAUUAUAAUAUUUGGCCCGAUUUCAAAAGACUGUUCGGUAUACCUAUUCAUUGUAAUUCACCAACAUAUUGUAUAAGACAAAAUUAUAAAUUAAUAGUCUUAGCUGUAUUCGAAUAGAUAUUUCAAUUGUCGUCAGAUCGAUGUCAAUUUCUCUAAUAGGAAUUAUAGUGAAUGUGUGUUGUUGCUUGCGGGUACGUCCGCGCAGUCCGCCGCGUACCCCGCGUACCCCGCGUACCCCGCGUACCCUGCGCACCCAGCGCACCCCGCGUACCCUGUGUACCCCGCGUCCUAUGCUUCGCGGUUCGCGUCUCGUAUUCCUGCCGCGUCUUAGACUUGCAUUGACGGUAUAUCCAGUCCCUGUGGGUAACGCUCGCAUAGCUAUUUACAGAGUUAUCCUAUUGAUAGUUACAUCUGUGUAACAAAAAAAAUAACUCCGAUCUUCAGAUGA